Molecule: messenger RNA, 2287 nt
Organism: Oryza brachyantha (malo sina)
Lineage: Eukaryota; Viridiplantae; Streptophyta; Magnoliopsida; Poales; Poaceae
Product: signal recognition particle subunit SRP72
Exons: 6
Coding region: 51-2078 (675 amino acids)
Biological process (GO): SRP-dependent cotranslational protein targeting to membrane
Cellular component (GO): signal recognition particle, endoplasmic reticulum targeting
Molecular function (GO): protein binding; 7S RNA binding; ribosome binding
Source: RefSeq, a predicted model, not a curated record
GAGGCUCGUGAGUCGUGUCGUCCCUCUCUCCCCUAGCUAAGCAAAUCCCGAUGCCGCCCAAAUCGAAGGCGGCGGCGGCGGCGGCGGCCGCCUCGGCGGCGCAGCCGGUCGCCGUGGAGGACCUCUUCGCGGCGCUGCACCGCCACAUCGAGGCCGGGGAGUUCCCGCAGGCCGUAAAGGUCGCCGACCAAGUUCUGGCGGUGGCGCCGGGUGACGAGGAUGCGGUGCGGUGCAAGGUGGUGGCGCACAUCAAGUCCGACGCGACCGAGAAGGCGCUCGCCGCGAUCCGUGCCGCCGAGCGCCUCCCGAUCGACCUCAGCUACUACAAGGCCUAUUGCUUCUAUAGGCAAAACAAACUACAAGAAGCUCUGGAGCUAUUGAGAGGUCAAGAAGAAACUUCUGCUGUUCUUCAGUUGGAAUCUCAGAUUUAUUAUAGGCUAGGUAGAAUGAAUGAUUGCAUGAAUAGUUAUGAGAAGCUCCAGAAAUUUAAGGUUGAAUCGAUGGAUCUGAAAAUAAAUAUCAUUGCUGCUCUGGUUGCUGCUGGAAGGGCCUCUGAAGUUCAGGCAACCAUGAAGGCACAAAAGGUUGAUCUUACCACGAGGGCACUCAGGGAUGCUCGAAGCUUUGAGCUUGCAUAUAAUUCUGCUUGCUCGUUGAUAGAAAAUAAGAAGUACUCAGAAGCUAAAGAGCAGCUGGAUUUGGCAAAAAGAAUUGGGAAAGAAGAGCUUAUGGGGGAAGAUUACGGAGAUGAUGAGAUUGAAUAUGAACUAGCUCCUGUGUCUGCUCAGCUUGCUUAUGUUCAGCAGCUACAAGGACAAACCCAAGAAGCUAUGGAAACCUAUACUAAAAUGACAAGCCAGAACUUAGCAGAUCCUUCUUCACUUGCUGUGGCAACAACCAACCUUAUUUCCUUGAAAGGAACCAAGGACGCUGCCGAUAGCUUGAGGAAGCUUGGCAGGCUUAUUGAAAAAUCUACUGCCCCGAACAAGUUGCAGCUUAUUGAAAGCCUUGAAUUCAAGCUAUCUCCAAGGCAAAAAGAAGCACUGUAUUCUGCACAUGUUCUUUUACUCCUCCAUGCAAACAGAAUCGAUCAGGCACAUGAGCUUGUCAGUGGACUACUUGGUAUGUUUCAGGAUAGCACAUUCCCUGUUUUGCUUCAAGCUGCAGUUCAUGUUAGAGAGAAGAAAAUACAGAAAGCUGAAGAAAUUCUUAGCCGGUAUGCUGAGAAGCAUCCUGAGAAUUCUAAAGGAGUCCUCCUUGCGCUUGCUCAGAUUGCUGCUAGUGCCAAUCAUCUUCAGAUUGCUGCUGACUCAUUAUCUAAAAUAACUGACAUCCAGCACAUGCCUGCUACUGUCGCUACACUAGUAGCCCUAAAAGAGCGUCUAGGUGACUCUAAUGGUGCUUCUUCUGUGCUUGAUUCUGCUAUCCAGUGGUGGAAGAAUUCCAUGACUGAGGAUAGCAAAUUAGAUGUGUUCAUGCGGGAGGCUGCUACAUUUAAGCUCAACCAUGGGCAUGAUGAGGCGGCCUGUCAAUUGUACGAGGAGCUUGUUAAGAGCUUUGGGAGUGCAGAAGCGUUGGCGGGGCUGGUAGCAACUUCAGCACGGACCAACCUUGAGAAAGCUGAACAGUAUGAGAAGAAACUGAAACCAUUGCCAGGUCUGAAGGGAAUUGAUGUUGAGAGCCUUGAGAAGACAUCUGGUGCAAGGCCUUUUGAAGUGCCCAAACCCAUGAAUGAGGACGUUACUGAUGAAGUGAAGAAGCAAAAGGCUAAGAAGAGGAAGAGGAAGCCUAGAUACCCGAAAGGGUUUGAUCCAGCAAACCCAGGGCCACCACCAGAUCCUGAGAGAUGGCUGCCCAAGAGAGAGCGGUCAAGUUACCGCCCAAAGAGGAAGGAUAAGAGGGCUCAGGUCAGAGGUGCUCAAGGAGCUGUGACAAGAGAUAAGCACGAUACGUCUGCAACUUCAUCUGCGAAUGCCAGUUCCUCAUCGAAAGCAAACCAAGCGACCAAGGCUGCAACUGCAGCCUCAGAUCAACCAAAGGGCUCCAACAAGUCCCGGAAGAAAAAAUCGAGAUCUUAGACGACAAAUCCAAACCAUCACAAUUUACAAAAUUAACAGUACAAUAGACUCGCAAUUUUGGUGGUGUUUGCAUUCAUUUGCAGGAUCUGUCAUGCUUUUAAUAUCAUCUUUGGUGGUCGUAUGAGUCUUUGCUGUUGCGAAUCCUAUUAAACUGAUGCGCUCCUGGUUCUUUGCAUGUUAAUGACGUGUGAUAGCACUCUCUUUUAGCA